This is a messenger RNA of Octopus sinensis (East Asian common octopus), 960 nucleotides long. RefSeq lists its product as uncharacterized. Gene Ontology annotation, molecular function: G protein-coupled receptor activity. Gene Ontology annotation, cellular component: plasma membrane. The record is from RefSeq and is a predicted model, not a curated record. The transcript has a single exon. Gene Ontology annotation, biological process: G protein-coupled receptor signaling pathway. The coding region runs from base 1 to 960 and encodes 319 amino acids. Lineage: Eukaryota; Metazoa; Mollusca; Cephalopoda; Octopoda; Octopodidae.
AUGGAUAAUUUCAAUGCUUCUGACGUUUCUUCACUAGAUAAGAAGGUAUCAAAACACCCUGUGAUGGUUAUCAGUGCCAUAGUUAUGCUUGUUAUUGGCAUUUUUGGCAACACGGUAUCGUUGGUAGUGCUUUGCAGAAGAAGACUAAGAAGCAUAAAUAUCGGAAUCUUUCUGAUUGUGUUCUGCUUAAACGACUUGAUUAUUGUGGGAUUAUUUUCGCACCAAAUGCUGUCUAAAAUGUUUCUGGAUGGAUCACUAUUAAGAGAAAUAAUGUGCAAAUAUGGUCAAUUUUUAAUUUACUUCACACGUCAGUUCAGCUCUUGGAUUACCGUUGCAAUUUCCGCCCACAGAAUGUUUGCUAUAUCACGACCGUUCUCAGCCCGAAUGAAAAAGUUUGGUUGGAAAUCGCAAGUUGUUACUCUUAUUUCAAUUGCUAUUAUUCUCUUAAUUGUCAACAUCAUUAAUAGUAGAUAUUUUCACUUCAGACAUGGAUCAUGUAUUUACGAUGCCGGAAUAUUAUUUAUUGUAGUGAACAGUGUUUUUUACAGCUAUUUACCAUCUCUUAUUUUGAUUACAUCUACUGUUGCUAUAAUUAUUACUCUGUGCCGCCGUCCAAAAUCAUGGUCAACCCUGAAAAAUAACAACAAUAUUUUCUUGGUGUUGGCCAUAAAUAUAAUGUAUCUGAUUUGUUCACUUCCACCUUCUGUCGUAUUUCCUUUAUUUGAAACGGAAGUAGCCAAAGAUUUGACAGUCAAAAACAUGAUGGCGAUACUUUCAAAUUUCGACAAUGCAUUUCAUUUUGUUUUGUACAUGUUGAGCGGUCGGUUGUUCAGAGAAGAAUUGAAAAAAUUAGUGAGAAGGAGAUGUCAACCGAGUACAAAUUCAGCUUCUGAUGCGAUCAAACAAGGACGCCCUUACGUGAUCCCUGGACAAAUGGAAAAAACACCCAAAUCUCAAUGA